Adineta steineri is the source of this 1551-nucleotide messenger RNA. The record is from the annotation of a GenBank genome assembly. NCBI's taxonomy places the organism in Eukaryota, Metazoa, Rotifera, Eurotatoria, Adinetida, Adinetidae.
AUGAAUAUUGCUGUGAUUUUGUUAGUCUGUGUUUUUCAAAUUGGCUUCGCUAAAGCAAUUGAUGAUAAUAAUUAUAAUUUUGCAAGAACAAACAACAAUGAUUUACAAAAGUGUCUUUCAUCAUCAUUGUCAUCUUCAGUUUAUACUAUUUAUCCAUGUAAUACUCUAGAAAAUCAAAAUAGUUCACAAUAUAAAUGCGAUCAUUUCGAUGUUAAUAGUUUGUUGGGUAUUCGCGGAGGUCGAAUUCCUCAUUUGCCUGCUGUCAUUGUUUAUGUAAUGAACAGUAACGAUGUGCAAAACGUGGUGAAAUGUGCAACAAAAUUAAAUUACAUUGUCAAUGCAUUAAGUGGAGGCCAUAGUUAUGAAGGACAUGGUUUAGGCUCAAAGCACAACAAUAUUAUUAUUAAUAUAGAAGGAAUUAAUUACAUUAAUAUUAAUCAAAGUGAUAGAACUGGUAAGUUUGGAGCUGGUACAAGACUCGAUCCAAUCCAUUACACAGCAUAUCAAUAUGAUAAUCUUACAAUUAAUGGUGGAACUUGUGCAUGGGUAGGACUUGCUGGUCUGGCACUUGGUGGUGGGAAAGGUGAACUAUUAGCAAUAAAUGAAAGUCAUGAACCCGAUUUGUACUGGGCACUACGUGGUGGUGGUGGAGGUUUAUUUGUUAUUGUAACAGAAUUUAAACUUAGAUUAGUUCAAGCUCCAUUACUUGUCAUGAUGUUGACAUCUGUUUGGGAUGCGAACGCAACAAAAUUAGUAAUUCAACGAUAUCAAUCAUUAAUAUUCAAUGAGAAAAUAUUGAAUUUACCUAAUAAUAUAUUUAUAUUGCUGACUGUAAAAAGUGCCACUGUAGACAUUUUAUUAAGUUAUUAUGGUGUCGAAUUAGAAGAGUUUAAUAGAAUUGUAUCCUUAUUCUUAUCAACUUUACCAUCUCCACUUAAAAUCAAUAUAACUGAACUAGACUGGUUGAGUUUUGUUUACGAACACUCGUCGCUUAGUAAUCCUAGUGAUGAUAUUCGAGAAUUAUUACUCAAUAAUUUAACAUACCCAACAUAUUAUUUUAAGGCCAAACAUUUAUUUUAUGAUCAACCGGUAAGUGAUGAUAGUCUUGAUCAAUUAAUUUCUCGAUUAACAUCAACUGAUAGUUCAAUUACUCUGCAAUUUGAACUUUGGGGUGGAUAUCUAAAUACAAUUCCAGUUGAUCAAACCGCAUUUUUACAUAGACAUUAUAAAUUUGAUAUUCAAUUUAUGGUUUGUUGGGAUAAUGAUCAAGAUGAAAAUGAACAACUGAAUCGGUUAAAUCAAGUAUAUUUAACAGUCUAUAAUGAUUCAACAAAAUAUUCAUAUAUUAAUUACAUUGAUAGAGAUCUACCAAAUUGGAUGAAUGCUUAUUAUAACACACAUCAACAAAGAUUAAUUCAUAUUAAACAUAUUUAUGAUAAAGAUAAUCGAUUUGAUUUUGAAAGAACAAUACAGUUAAGCGGAGCAAAUCAGUAUACAUUUUUCAACUUUCAUCUUUCAAUCUUUGUACUUUUCUUGUUUUUUAUUAUAUAG